Molecule: messenger RNA, 4183 nt
Organism: Pipistrellus kuhlii (Kuhl's pipistrelle)
Lineage: Eukaryota; Metazoa; Chordata; Mammalia; Chiroptera; Vespertilionidae
Gene: BACH1
Product: BTB domain and CNC homolog 1
Exons: 6
Coding region: 276-2498 (740 amino acids)
Biological process (GO): regulation of transcription by RNA polymerase II
Molecular function (GO): protein binding; DNA-binding transcription factor activity, RNA polymerase II-specific; RNA polymerase II cis-regulatory region sequence-specific DNA binding
Source: RefSeq, a predicted model, not a curated record
GGGAGGCGGCGGCGGCGGCGGCUGAGGAGAAAGGAGAGCGGCCGGCCGCGGUGAGUCACCUGACCGCUGCCCGCCCGCCGUCCGUCGGUCCGUCUGGCUCGCUCGCUGCUGUCAGUCCGUCGGGCCGCGCCGCGUCUCGGCUCCGAGAGCAGAAGUUAUUUCCAAAUGGAGGUACAGGAAGUGUGAAAUGUCUGCUCAUCCUUCGUCAGCAUUACCGGCUUGGACACGGGGGAGAAUGCUUUCACAGCACGUCCCAGCCCCACUCGCAACUCAGGAUGUCUCAGGAGAGCGCGGUGUUUGCCUAUGAGUCCUCGGUGCACAGCGCCAACGUCCUGCUCAGCCUCGACGACCAGCGCCGGAAGGAUGAGCUGUGUGACGUCACCGUCCUCGUGGAGGGGCGGCCGUUCCGCGCCCACCGCGCCGUGCUGGCCGCCUGCAGCACUUACUUCCACGCGAGGGUCCUGGGCCAGGCCGAGCCGGAGCGCAGCAUUUCUCUCCCAGAAGAGGUGACAGUGAAGGGGUUUGAGCCUUUACUUCAGUUUGCCUACACGGCUAAGCUGCUCCUGAGUCAGGACAACGUGGACGAAGUGUGCAGGUGUGUGGAGUUCUUAGGCGUCCACGACAUUGAGGAGUCCUGCUUUCAGUUUCUCAGAUUCAAGUCCUCGGACUCCAUUGCCAACCAGCAAGAAUGCCCACGAAAGACCUGCUUCCCCUCCCACUGUCAGAAAACAAGCCUCCAGUUUCCGCUUUUGGACCAGAAGGAUUUAGAAAUUAAUGACGUGGAGGAGUUUUUGGAAAAUAAAAAUGUUCAGACUCCUCCAUGUAAACUCCGUGGAUAUCAAGGAAAUACAAAACUGUCACCUCCCCUGCAAGACAGUGCUAGUCAGACUUGGGAGUCCAUGUGCUCAGACAAGGGGGCUGCUCUGGCCCUGCCAUCUCUAUGCCCCAAAUACAGAAAGUUCCAGAAAGCGUUUGGAACGGACAGAGUCCGCACUGUGGAGUCGGGGUUCAAAGACGGUCACACUUCCGCUCCGCCCAGCGAGAUGCCUGACAGCGAGUGCCCGGGAGGAGCCCAGGACCAUGCAGACCUGCAGGCGGUUUUAAAAUGUGAAGAAAGGAAUGCAGCAGCGGAGCCUGAGGACACCACGGAGGAGCCUGCCUCCCAGUGCCCGCUGGAGCGGACAGCGGCGCCGUUCCUGCACUCCACCGCGGACCCACCGGGCCUCUACUCGCUGUCCCUCCUGCACACCUAUGACCAGUAUGGCGACUUGAACUUGGCUGGUAUGCAGCCCACAGCAGUGUUAACCGAAAAGCCGUUGUCAGGCCCAGGUGUCGGAGAAGAGAAGGCCUUGGCUGGAAGCGAGGAUUUACUUUUGAAACCGGACUCCAGCCCCCGGGGAGAGGACGGCCCUCCUCCUGGUGGUCGCAGCAGUGUGGAGCGGGAGGUGGCCGAGCACCUGGCCAAGGGCUUCUGGAGUGACAUCUGCAGCACAGACGCUCCUUGCCAAGUGCAGCUGUCACCUGCCGGGGCCAAAGAUGGGGCAGAACAGAGCCCCUCUCAGAAGCGGUCCGAGUGCCCCUGGUUAGGAAUCAGGAUUAGCGACAGCCCGGAGCCGGGCCAGAGGACAUUUGCAACGUUAAGUUCUGUUAGCUGCCCCUUCAUAAGCACUCUGAACACCGAAGGCCAUGCGAGCAGCUUGGAGAUGGGAGCUGACGGCUACGCCUCGGAGCCCCAGCAGGAACCCUGUCCAUACGCCUGUGUGAUCAGCUUGGGGGACGACUCGGAGACGGACACCGAAGGGGACAGUGAGCCCUGCUCAGCCCGAGAGCAGGAAUGUGAGGUAAAACUGCCAUUUAACGCACAGCGGAUCAUUUCCCUCUCCCGGAACGACUUCCAGUCCUUGCUGAGGAUGCACAAGCUGACUCCAGAACAGCUGGACUGUAUCCACGACAUCCGGAGGAGGAGUAAGAACAGGAUCGCCGCCCAGCGCUGCCGCAAGAGGAAACUCGACUGCAUACAGAAUCUGGAGUCGGAAAUCGAGAAGCUGCAGAGUGAGAAGGAGAGCUUGCUGCGGGAGAGAGACCACAUCCUGUCGACGCUGGGUGAGACCAAGCAGAACCUGACCGGACUUUGCCAGCAAGUCUGUAAAGAGGCGGCUCUGAGCCAGGAACAGAUUCAGAUACUCGCCAAGUACUCAGCCUCAGAAUGCCCACUUUCGUUUUUAAUUUCUGAAAAGGACAAAAGUACUUCUGAUGGUGCUCUUGUGUUCCCACCAAUUCUGAGUUUACCGGAGGGACCUCCUGCCGCACCGCCUGCUGGGGGCCAAAGCUCCUGCUUCUCCGGCGGGAAGGACAAUGGGUCGGGCUGUGUGCCGGCCCAGGAGUCUGGGCACAGCCCCAGGGUGGAGAGCGAGGGGCCCUCGGAGCAGAGCCGGCAGAGUGCAGGCAUCUCCGACUUCUGCCAGCAGAUGACCGACAAAUGCACUACUGACGAGUGAGCCUCACUUCCUCCUUCCAGCCCCGAGCCUCCUGCUGAAGCUCUGGUGUGUCCUGAGCCUCAUCCAGCCACUGGUCUGCCAAUAGGACUGUUUCCCCUCCGUGGCCGAGAGGGCUCCUCUGAGGCCCCUGAUGCCUCGACUCCACAGAAAUGCAGAGGUGGCGGCAUUUGGAGAGAGAGAGUCCCAUCAAACACACAGUGAGACUUUUAUUCUGUUUCAAAAAAUAACUGUUAGUAGCAACUCUACCCCUCAUUCAAAAUGCCAGAAUGUGGACUAGCCCAUCCAGCAUCAGUAUAACUGCAGGCGUCCACAGGGUUCCCCUGAGGAAGAGCCGGGGGAGUCAGGAGCCUGCCUUGCCUGCGUGUGCUGAGAGAGCCUGGCCCCAGGAGCUGAUGGGCUGCACACAGUGGGGCAGCUGCUUGGGAUACCUGAAGCCUGGAGCUUGGCUCCGCAGCCCCUGCUAAAACCAGGGGUGGGUGGCCUGCACUGGGCCCCUAAGCUCCCGUGGGCCUGGGGCGGCCCGAGGCAGAGGCUCCGCCUCUUGUGUGGACGUUAGGGGCUGUGGUCAUGGCAGCAGGUAAGGGCCAUGGCUCAUCUCUCAGUUUACCCCGCUGGUCCUCAAGUCUGCCUCCUGAUGCUCUGUCUUUUUGUGGGAAGUGGGACUUGGAUUCAGGCAGUGUUUCCUUCGGCUCCUUGAGGGCUUGCCUGCCUCCCACAGCACAGCCCGACAUCUGGGGAGAGGGCCGCCUGCAGGACUAGGAGAGGCAGGCACUUCCGUCUGGUUGUGAAAGCCUAUUGUUUACUUGUGGAAAGUGUUAUUGUAGACUUAAAGAAGCCUCUAGAACAACCGCAUAGGUUUGUGGAACAGGGUGACACUCGAUCUUGUUUCAUGUGUGAGUGACUUAGGAAAUCAGAGUGCCUGCUGCUCUGUUCCCGAAUCGGGUGUCCUGGGGCCCGUGGUCCUGGUCCUCUUAGUCGUCCUUUGCCCGUCCUGUUCAGUGCAGCUUUCGCCUCUGAGUGCUCCUGUAGCACUGCCGCUGUCUCAGCAGCCUGCUCUUACAGGCUUGUUUGACAAGGAAAGUGAGACUCGACCUCCUACCAUUAGAAAAGCAUGUUCUCAGCCACAAACAUUCGCAGCGCCCGUUUUAAAGGGUACGAAGAGGUGAGUGAGGGUGUUUGAGUUACACAGCACUUCACCAAGUCGGACACCCAAGGCUUCAUACCGUGCGUCCUGAACCACGCAAAGGGCCCGUGGGUGCUGCUCCCACGGGGACAGCCCUCGCCCGGGACAGCGAGCCUGAAGCGAGGCGGCUUUGGCUGAGAGCACAGGGACCAGAGGACUUCGGACUCCUGGCCGGAUGUGCUCCUUCCUGGUGGGCGGUGGCUGCAGGGGGCGUUCCUGGUCUGUGUCCAGGUUCGUAUGGUCUCUCGUUGGCUUAGUGGUUGUGAGAAAACUAGUUGGACUUGCUUACAGUCUAGAGGCUUUCACAAAUACACUCAAGAAUGUGUCAGGGAGAAUGAGACUAGCUCUGUGCUAAUGCACCCCCACCUAUAAAGUGUGUGGGCACAGACAUCCCCGCGUAGCUGUUUGAUACUUACAACUUCAAAAUACGAAAUAAUAUAAAAAUGGUUUACAAAUGUAAAAUCGAAUACAAGCCAAUGGAAUCCUUGAUUUCCUACCUCAA